Messenger RNA from Artibeus jamaicensis (Jamaican fruit-eating bat), 3333 nucleotides. It is a transcript of the gene EGR3, whose product is annotated as early growth response 3. The record is from RefSeq and is a predicted model, not a curated record. The coding region runs from base 416 to 1579 and encodes 387 amino acids. The transcript is spliced from 2 exons. Gene Ontology annotation, biological process: regulation of transcription by RNA polymerase II. Gene Ontology annotation, molecular function: DNA-binding transcription factor activity, RNA polymerase II-specific; RNA polymerase II cis-regulatory region sequence-specific DNA binding. Lineage: Eukaryota; Metazoa; Chordata; Mammalia; Chiroptera; Phyllostomidae.
UGCGGCGGCAGUGGCGGCGGCGGCGGCGGCGGAUCGGGGGGUGGGGGGGCCGCCGGCGCGCGUCUGUUUGUAAGAUUAAUACUGAGACCGCGUCCGACCCCCUCCGCCGAGACCCCCCACCCAGCCCCCAGCCCACCCCCUGCACACGCCCCCCACCCAAAACCCAGCCUCCUACGGCACCAUCCCGGCACCCGAGAAGAUUACCCCCCUUUGCCCUCUCUCCCACCCACCCCCCAAAAAGAGAAGAUCCCCUCCCCUGGCCCACCCCUUCCCCUCUUCCCUCCCCCCUCCCCCCGAACUUUCCCUCUCGCAUGCUUUUCCCCUGCACCACGGAUCGCCUCUCGGAUGCCGCUGGCCUGGAAGCUGCGUUAGGAGCGAGCGGCGGCGGCGGCGGUGGCGGCAGCUCCGGAGUGCUAUGACCGGCAAACUCGCCGAGAAGCUGCCGGUGACCAUGAGCAGUUUGCUAAACCAACUGCCUGACAAUCUGUACCCCGAGGAGAUCCCCAGCGCGCUCAACCUCUUCUCCGGCAGCAGCGAUUCCGUAGCCCAUUACAAUCAGAUGGCUACAGAGAAUGUGAUGGACAUCGGCCUGACCAACGAGAAGCCCAACCCAGAACUCUCUUAUUCCGGCUCCUUCCAGCCAGCCCCUGGCAACAAGACCGUGACCUACUUGGGAAAGUUCGCCUUCGACUCCCCUUCCAACUGGUGCCAGGACAACAUCAUUAGCCUCAUGAGCGCUGGCAUCUUGGGGGUGCCCCCGGCCUCAGGGGCACUCAGCACGCAGACCUCUACUGCCAGCAUGGUGCAGCCACCGCAGGGCGACGUGGAGGCCAUGUAUCCGGCGCUGCCGCCCUAUUCUAACUGCAGUGAUCUCUACUCGGAGCCUGUGUCUUUCCAUGACCCCCAGGGCAACCCCGGGCUCGCCUAUUCCCCCCAGGAUUAUCAAUCGGCCAAGCCGGCCUUGGACAGCAAUCUCUUCCCCAUGAUUCCUGACUACAACAUAUACCACCACCCCAAUGACAUGGGCUCUAUUCCGGAGCACAAGCCCUUCCAGGGCAUGGACCCCAUCCGAGUCAACCCACCCCCUAUUACUCCCCUGGAGACGAUCAAGGCCUUCAAAGACAAGCAAAUCCACCCAGGCUUCAGCAGCCUGCCCCAGCCGCCUCUCACGCUCAAGCCCAUCCGGCCCCGCAAGUACCCCAACCGACCCAGCAAGACCCCGCUCCACGAGAGGCCCCACGCGUGCCCAGCGGAGGGCUGCGAUCGCCGCUUCAGCCGCUCGGACGAGCUAACCCGGCACCUGCGCAUCCACACUGGCCACAAGCCCUUCCAGUGUCGGAUCUGCAUGCGGAGCUUCAGCCGCAGCGACCACCUUACCACUCACAUCCGCACGCAUACGGGAGAGAAGCCCUUUGCCUGUGAGUUCUGCGGGCGCAAGUUUGCGCGCAGCGACGAGCGCAAGCGCCAUGCCAAGAUCCACCUCAAGCAAAAGGAGAAGAAGGCGGAGAAGGGGGGUGCGCCUUCCACGUCCUCAGCGCCCCCAGUGUCCCUGGCCCCUGUGGUCACCACCUGUGCCUGAGGCUCGGGGCCCCAGAUUUCCACUUUUCCCCUCCAGUGUCUCCCUGCUGCUAACCUGAAAGCAGCGGGAAAGCUAGCCACGGAGGUGCAGGGGUGGCACCCUGGCCUCUCCAUGGACGUAAGGUCCCUUGUCCCCCUUCGAAGUCCCCCGUUUCCACCCUUUCACACUGGCCAACAGUCGGGGGCCAGGGCAGGAGGCGCCUUGUCCCCCCACCCCUUUUGCCAAGGCGUGGGAGGUGGAAAGGUGGCGUCUAGCCCGCUUUGUUCAGUUCGGAUCGUCUUGAUCCAGGGGCCUCUGGGUCGCUCCAAGGACCUGCGGGGGACUGAAGGCGGGGCCCGCCUAAGCCUCUUCUGACCUAAGCACCUCACGGGUCCCCCCAGGUCUCCUUCGGUUCUCCCUCGAAGGAAGAUUGGAGACGGGGGAGAGGGUAAGCAGCGCUCCAAAGCGCAGAGCUUGCUGCCUGCCGCACGCACGCGCGCCUGCGUGCGGGGAUGCGCGCGAGUGUGCGUGCUCGCGUGAGUGUAUGCGCGCGUGCGUGUGUGUGUGUGUGUGUGUGCGCGCGCGCGCACGCCUGUGUGUCAGACUCUUGAGCUGAACUGGGCUGUGUCCACCCCAACUCUUCCCUACAUCGGGUCUCCAGGCCCUUGGGGACUGUCCCAGGCUGGGGGCCUGCACGUGGCCAGAUGAGACGGGUCUUCCAUCUGCUCGGAAAUAAUGUUUCUCACAGAAAUGCCUCGGAUGCCACUGCCGCGGCGCCGCUACUGCCUCUUAAAAUUUGGUCCCUCCCUCGGAACCUCACCUUUUCCGAGCACUUCCCUGUUAGGCCUCAGAGCAGUUUGAUUUGCGGGGAGAAGCAGCUAUCCCUGAACCUGUCUUUUUAAAAAUUAUUUCCUCAGCCCCACUUUUAAAAAAUCUAUGUUCUGAGUUUGCCCUCUGCCCUUCCCCCGCCCUUUCCCCCUUCUCCCCGCUAAGCCUUCUCCCAUCUUGUUCAAAAUUUUUUCCCGGAAAGGCAGGCCUCAACCGGCCACCCCACUCCACCACCUUGGGGUCCUCUCCCACUCACAUCCCCACGUCUUCUCCCCACCUUGGUGGGGAAGCAAGCUCCUGUUUUGCCCUUAGUCACCAACAGAUAGACUUCAAAUCUAUGUAUGUGGUGUGUGUGUGUGUACACACAUAUAUAUACAUAUAUGAAAUACACAUGAUAUGUAUUCCUAGCAAAAUACAAUUUCUAAGGUACCUGGCCGUCCAGUGCAGUGCACUGGAAUAAAAUGGUUUAUUUUUUAUGAAAAAUUUAACUGAUGAAAUUAUAUCUAUAUAUGUGUGUGUGUGCGAGUAUAGAUGCGUGCAUAUAUCUAUGUUGUGUAUGUAUAUACACAUACAUAUCCAUGCAUACACAUCUCUGUCCAAGUUCUCCCCCUGAGACAUGGGGAUUUUUGCGUUUACCCAUGUUGAUUAACGAGGCGUAUCUUUUCCAUGCCCCCCUCUCACCUUCUCCCCGCCCUACCUCACCUCCUCUCAGGCACCCCUGCCCCCAGCCCGGCUCCACCCAGGGGCGACUCGGAGGAGCGGAGCGGUAGGGAAGGCUGCCCUGUGACACAGCUCCCAGCGCAGGCCUGGCUGAAUGUACUGUUCCCUGUUCGCACUAUUUCUCCUGUGGCCAGUGAGCUGCCCAGAGAGGAGGAACAAAGGUCUGGAGUUUACAGAAUGUCUGUUUUUAAAGUCACUUUAUGCAUUACUCACCUUUAUUUUUUUUU